UGGAGGGAGGGAUCCAGUUUGAAGAAGGAUGUUCGGAGAGCAUGUCUCUGGCCUCUGUACGUGAAGCAGAGGAGAAUUGCGAUGCAGCUUCUAUAAAGCAUCAUCUGAGUUCAUAAUUAAUGUUGUCUCUUAGCAGGGAGACGGAAGUAAGGUGUGGGUUUGUUGCUGUGAUUGGUGUCAUACAUUGCUGUUGCCGAACAAACUGUCGUUAAACAGGAAAUUCUUUUUCUCGUAACUUCUAGCAUACGUGACAUGAACUAAAAUAAGUUCCUCUGUUGUUGGUGUUUAACAAUGCUUAUUCACAGUUUUGUUGACGCAUCACAUUCUUUGCAGACCUGGUGUAUCAGUUGUUAAUCUGACCAUCUUUAGCAAAUGCUUCUCUUUCAUGUUUCGCUGAAUAUUUGGACACCCAUUUUUGCAUAAACUUGAACCUCAUUGUGGUGGCCCAAAAAGGUAUUUUCCUCUACUGGUUAAAAGUAGACUUGUGCUUUUCAUAAAAAAGUAACAUGGAAUGAGUUGUAAAUAAUGUAAAGGUAAGUACAUAAUAAGCUUUUUGAAGUUUAAUCUGUGCAGCUCUGCUAAAUCAAAAACCUCACCAGUUAUGGGAUAUUCUGUUUUUCUAGGAAUGUUGUGUACUCUUGUGUAGGGUGGCAUAAUAAAUGACUGGUUAGCACAUCUGCCUCAUGGUUCUGAGCACUGGGGUUCAAAUGCCACCACCGCCUGUGUGUUUUUUCCUACAUCCCCAAAACAUGCGUGAGUGCAGCAAUGGAGGAGACUGUCAUUUGGGAACAGCACACUGUAACAUUGCACAGGGCACCAGGGUUUGGCUUCGGCAUAGCCAUAUCAGGAGGCAGAGAUAACCCUCAUUUUCAGAGCGGUGAGACCUCCAUUGUUAUUUCAGAUGUGCUAAAAGGCGGCCCGGCAGAAGGCCUACUGCAGGAAAAUGACAGAGUGGUCAUGGUCAAUGCUGUCUCCAUGGAUAAUGUGGAACACGCCUAUGCAGUUCAGCAGCUUCGUAAAAGUGGAAAAAUUGCCAAAAUUACAAUCCGACGUAAGAGAAAGGUGCAUGUCCCCAUGGGUCGUCUCGGGGAGCGGGAAACGAUGUCAGAGCAUGACGAGGAGGAGGACAGCUACGAUGAAGAGAUAUAUGAGACGCGCAGCGGACGCAGUGGCGCGUACAGCGGCAUGGGUGGAGCCAUGGGUAGGCGCAGCGGUCGCAGCUGCGGCCGAAGGGAGAGGGAACGUGAACGAAGUGGCUCGCGGGAGAGAAGUCUCUCGCCACGCUCAGAUCGCCGCUCACACAAUCUGCCUCCGCGCCCUGCCAAAGUCACACUGGUCAAGUCGCGCAAAAAUGAAGCAGAAUAUGGCCUGCGCCUGGCCAGCCACAUCUUCGUCAAGGACAUCUCCCCCGAGAGUUUAGCAGCCAGGGAUGGAAACAUCCAGGAGGGGGACGUUGUACUGAAGAUCAAUGGCACAGUUACUGAGAACCUCUCAUUGAUUGAUGCCAAGAAGCUGAUAGAAAGGUCAAAAGGCAAGCUAAAAAUGGUUGUUCAGAGGGAUGACCGAGCGACCUUGCUGAACAUCCCUGACCUCGACGACAGCAUUCCUUCAGGCAACGCCUCCGACAGAGACGACAUUUCAGAUAUCCAUUCUCUGGCAUCCGACCAUUCUAAUCGAUCGCAUGACAGACUUCGUAGCAACCGCUCCCGCUCUCCAGACAGACGAUCGGAACCGUCAGAUCACUCCAGACACUCGCCACCUCAAAUCAGCAAUGGCAGUCACAGAAGUCGAGAUGAGGAGCGGAUAUCAAAAGCAGCUUCAACACCAGCAAAGCUUUCAGAGGAAGUCCCUCUGCCCAAGCCGAAAGAGCCAGCUCUUGCUAAAGAUGAGAAACAACUUCCACCGCUCCCAGAACCAAAGCCAGUUUACGCCCAGCCUGGACAGCCUGAUGUUGACCUCCCUGUCAGCCCAUCUGAUGCCCCUGUGCCAAGUGCUGCUCACGAUGACAGCAUCCUUCGGCCAAGCAUGAAGCUGGUGAAGUUCAAAAAGGGGGAAAGUGUGGGGCUCCGACUGGCGGGAGGGAAUGAUGUUGGCAUCUUUGUUGCUGGAGUGCUGGAAGAUAGCCCAGCUGCGAAGGAGGGCCUGGAGGAGGGUGACCAAAUUCUCAGGGUAAACAACGUGGAUUUUGCAAACAUAAUCCGAGAGGAGGCAGUGCUGUUCCUCUUGGAUCUUCCUAAAGGUGAAGAGGUCACAAUUUUGGCUCAAAAGAAGAAAGAUGUCUAUCGGCGGAUUGUGGAGUCUGACGUAGGUGACUCCUUUUACAUCCGGACACACUUUGAGUAUGAGAAGGAAUCUCCAUACGGAUUAAGCUUUAACAAAGGCGAGGUGUUCCGUGUCGUGGACACCCUCUACAAUGGCAAGCUGGGUUCCUGGCUCGCUAUUCGCAUUGGCAAGAACCAUCAGGAGGUGGAGAGGGGUAUCAUCCCCAACAAAAACAGAGCGGAGCAGCUUUCCAGUGUGCAAUACACACUCCCCAAAACAGCUGGGGGCGACCGGGCGGACUUCUGGAGGUUCCGUGGUCUUCGCAGUUCAAAGAGAAACCUCCGGAAGAGCCGAGAAGAUCUUUCUUCACAGCCAGUGCAGACAAAGUUCCCAGCAUAUGAGAGGGUUGUAUUGAGAGAAGCUGGUUUCCUAAGACCUGUUGUGAUAUUUGGACCUAUUGCCGAUGUUGCACGUGAAAAACUCUCCAGAGAAGAGCCAGAUCUUUUUGAGCUUGCAAAGAGCGAGCCCAGAGAUGCAGGAACAGACCAGCGGAGUUCAGGAAUUAUUCGUCUUCACACCAUUAAACAAAUCAUAGAUAGAGACAAACACGCUGUGCUGGACAUCACUCCGAAUGCUGUGGACAGGCUGAACUAUGCUCAGUGGUACCCAAUCGUAGUCUUCCUAAAUCCAGACAAUAAGCAGGGUGUGAAGAACAUGAGGACGAGGCUGUGUCCCGAGUCCAGGAAAAGUGCCAGGAAGCUGUACGAGCGAGCCAUCAAACUGAGGAAGAAUAAUCAUCACCUGUUCACCACCACUAUUAACUUGAACAACAUGAAUGACGGUUGGUACGGAGCUCUUAAAGAAACAAUCCAGCAGCAACAGAACCAGCUGGUGUGGGUUUCUGAGGGAAAGGCGGAUGGCACCACAGAAGAUGACUUGGAUAUCCACGACGACCGUCUGUCUUACCUGUCAGCACCAGGUAGCGAGUACUCCAUGUACAGCACGGACAGCCGUCACACAUCUGACUACGAGGACACGGACACGGAGGGCGGAGCGUACACGGACCAGGAGCUGGAUGAGACCUUGAAUGACGAGGUGGGUCUGCCCACGGAGCCCGCCAUCACGCGGUCUUCCGAACCUGUGAGGGAAGACCCGCCUGUCAUUCAGGACACCCCUGGCUACCCUGGAUACCAGCACCCAGUACCGCCCGACCCAGCGAAUCGUAUAGACCCCACAGGCUUCAAAAUGCCAUCUCCGCAGCAGCAAGAGGAGGCUUCUCUGCCCAUGCCCUCCUUGCCUGCAGCGGUGGUAGCGCCCCCUGCUGUUGGGCAGCCUGUACAGCUAGAGGGUAUGCACCUAGAGGAGCCCCCCGCUGCACCCGCAGCUCCUCAGGCUGACUCACUUAGCAGCCUCAGUCCUGCCCCUGAGCUUAUUCAGCCCCCAGCACCAUCACAUGAACCCCACCUGUCUGGCCCACCUGGUCCAGAACCAAAGAUGUACAAGAAAGAUCUGUACAAUAUGGAGGAACCUGUGCGAAUCAACCAUGGCUUGAAGCAGUCACUGAGCUACACUCACCAGCCACCAUACCAGGACAAGCAGCCAUACCGAGAAUAUGACCACCCGCCUUACGGUUACGAUGGGGGCGGCUACGCAGAACCAAAGUCUCACAACGCUGACUGUCACAUGCACUACAACAACCGUGUGCCUCAUUACAACGAACAGUGGUCCCCCUACGACCAGCAGACCUCAUCCUGCCAGCCUGCAGGUUACCAGCUGGGACACCAGCAACCCAUCGGCUACAACCCCCGCUCACCGUACGAAGAUGGGCCAGGGAGGGACUACAGCCCGCCUCAACCACGAUAUGAAGACCCUCUUCCUGUGGGAUAUGAUGCCAGAGCGCGCCACAGUAAACCCGGGCCAAUUCGUUAUGAUGAACCGCCCCCACCGCCACCUCCCGCAGGCUUCGAUGCCCGCUCUUCUUAUGACGCAGAUGCUCACAGCUUUCCCAUUAACUCGCCUCGUUCUCCAGAACCACCAAAGCAGUACUAUGGCGACUCUGGUCUAAGGCCCUCCUACAUCCCUGGGCCACAACGGGGCUUCAAGGCAGGAAUGCAUGAGCCCGUGCUAAACUCUGAGCCACCAGUUCUCCCUCCUAAAACAGAGACCCUCACAUCCCCUGGUGAGCCAGCAGUCCCUCCUGGGUCAAAGCCCUUGCCACCCCAUCAACGGGAAGACCUGGAUGAGGACCCACCCAUGAAACCACAGUCUGUCCUCAACAGAGUAAAGAUGUUUGAAAAUAAACGUUCCGUUUCUGUGGACAGAGCAAAGGAAGGAGAAUCAUCAGUCCUCAGGCCAGCAGAUGUUCCCAAACCUUCAAGUGCACCUGGUCCAGUGCUCAAGGCAAAUUCACUCAGCAACCUGGAGCAGGAAAGGUCCUCCUACAGGGCUCCUGAGCCACAGAGGCCUCACAUCAAACCGCUUGAUGAUGUAAUGCGUACCAAUCAUUAUGACCCAGAUGAGGAUGAGGACUACUACAGGAAGCAGUUGUCCUACUUUGACCGUCGGAGCUUUGACAGCAAAGCCAUGGGCCAACCCUAUCCCGGCAUAAAUCGCUUCCACGAUCUGGCCAAACCAGCUCAACUGUCAUACCCGUACAACAGGGUGGAGUCUGUUGAGAAAGCGAGCCCAGGGGAGAAACGAUAUGACCCCCUACCUCAGAUUAGCCCCUCUUCUCAGUAUGGACUCCCCGGGUCUGGUAUCCCACCCAAUACGCUGCCCAAACUCAGCCCAAGUGACGUGAACUCCAUCCCCGAGCCACUGAGCUCCCCUAAUCCCAAACCCGAUCUGUCGGCCCUCAGAUCAGUUAGCAGGGAUGAACCAUCACCGAUAGGCUACCUAGCCCCAAGGGCCGUCCCUGACAAGUCCCCCAUCAAUGGCACGGAUGGCACUCUCCCAAAGACCAUCGGUGCUCCUGUUCCCACUGGUUACAACCGCUACGUCCCCAAGCCGUACACAAGCUCGGCACGACCGUUCGAGCGCAAGUUCGAGAGCCCCAAGUUCAAUCACAACCUGCUGCCCAAUGACACACAGGUGAAGACUGAGCUCCUCGGCAAGCUCGGCAUGGUGAGCAACAGCGGGGGAAUGCCACAGCUCUCACCUCAGGCUCUGGACCAUGACAGUGGUCUGGACACCUUCACUCGCACCAUGGACAACAGGCCCAAAUACCAGCACAAUAACAUCAACGCCAUCCCCAAGGCCAUUCCUGUAAGCCCCGGCGCACUGGACGAUGACGACGAGGACGAAGGCCACACGGUGGUCGCCACCGCCCGUGGCAUCUUCAACUGCAACGGAGGGGUCCUGAGCUCCAUCGAGACGGGUGUCAGCAUCAUCAUCCCCCAGGGAGCCAUCCCAGAGAACGUGGAGCAGGAGAUCUACUUCAAGGUGUGCCGCGACAACAGCAUCCUGCCCCCCCUCGACAAGGAGAAAGUGCGUGUCCACGCAGGAGAAACGCUGCUAAGUCCGCUGGUGAUGUGCGGCCCUCACGGACUCAAGUUCCUGAAGCCGGUGGAGCUGCGCUUACCUCACUGUGCGUCUAUGACCCCUGAUGGUUGGUCUUUUGCUCUAAAAUCCUCCGACUCCUCGUCGGGUGACCCUAAAAGCUGGCAGAACAAGUCUCUCCCCGGAGACCCAAACUACCUGGUGGGCGCAAACUGCGUUUCUGUGCUCAUCGACCACUUCUGAAGAGGGCGACAGCUGGUCUGUUACAGAAUGUGAAAGCUAUGGGAAGCGUCUGUUGCCUGUGGGGGGAAGGCGAGGUGGGGGUGUGGCAUUCACCUUGAGUGAAUCCAACACGCAUUGUUUACUGGCCUCCAGGAAAAAAAGAAAAUGGGAAAAAAACACGGCGAGUCAGCAGAAUCCAGCUGUUCUUUUUUGAGUCUUUUUUUGGUGCUUUUAAGGCUUGCAAAAAAUUAAAAAAUAAAAUAAAAAUGAUGGGACUGAAGUUAGAGUGCAUGACGGGUGCCACAGACUCAUCUUGACAUUUUUAGCUACUUUUUGUAAUAGCUCAGAGGAGUGAAAGGAAAAUGGAGGAAAAAAAGGAGAACUUGGGAUCAUGUUAAUCUUGCUAAGGAUGUUUUUUGCAGUGUUAAAAGAAAGUCAAAAAGAGCUCGGUUGGCAUACGCUAACCAUUUUGUUUGAAAUCUGAGCACUUGAUGUCACCGAAGACGUUGACAAAAUGAAGGUUUACAGCCUGGCAUUGACAACGCCCUUUUGCUGUGAGCAGGUGAAAAGUGACGGGGGUUUUUUUUUUUUUCGUUUGUUUUGUGUGUAGCAAAUGUUUUACCGUAGAUAAAUAUACUGACUUGAUUUGAUAAAGUCCUGCUGUCUAGAGAUCUAUGCAUGUGCUACGACUCAGGUCCAGACGCCUGCUACCACUUCUACACGUGAAGCCCAUCGAACACUGCGAGCAGUGAUGCCUUAUCUGCAUAUAAACAUAGAAAACUAUAUCUAGAGAGAGUCCACAUUGAACCCACCCUGAUGCUCCAGUCACAGGUGACACGGUUGUCUCUCCUUUUUCUUUUUCUUUUUUUUUUUUUUAUACUUUGAUUCUAGCACACGUGACGAAACGACGCUGAUCAAAUGGAAGUUGUGCUUUGUUUUCCUGCUAUGCAUAUGAAGCGUUACGAGGAGCAGAAAAGGACAACGUGGCUGUACAUACCGCUAGCAUAUGGCCUUGGUUCUCUGUAAAGGAACUUUUGUACAUCUAUACUGUUUUUUAUAAAAGAGAAAAAGGUUGUUUAAAAAAAACAAGGAAAAGAAGGCAAUGGAGUUACAUGGUUAUGUUUGUAUUCUGAUUAAAACCCCUGAGCCUUGGAAACUGACAUAAGCAGUAAUAAGUCCAACUUUUCUACAUACUGCAUAAAUACACUACGUAAGGCAUUUUUAACCCUAUGAAAAGUUUUUAUUCUUAUUUACAAAGACAAAAUAAAAUAGACAAGUGCUUGAUUUAAACGGUUUUAAAAGAUGUGCUCAAAGGGGGUUUGGAUGGGGGCCCGGGGGGGUCUGUUAUGACAACUGAUCCCUUCCUUUAUUUGUGAUACUGGAUGCUUUAUUGUGUGCCCUGAAAUGUAUUUUUGUACUAAUAGACAAUUUAUUAUGGCACAUCAGUACUACUUUCUUUUGAUAUAACACUUCAGUGCAACACUAAUUUUUUUUUUCUUCAUGUGUUGACCGUUCUUUAUAUUAUUUAUUUGGACUUCUUGUUUCAAACUCCCACCCCCCUGCAACACUUUUUUUUUAUGUAUACCACUGUAUUAAAAAAAAGAAAUAAAUAGAUUUUUCAAGUAAA
Messenger RNA from Syngnathoides biaculeatus (alligator pipefish), 7609 nucleotides. RefSeq names its product tight junction protein 1b (gene tjp1b). NCBI's taxonomy places the organism in Eukaryota, Metazoa, Chordata, Actinopteri, Syngnathiformes, Syngnathidae. Gene Ontology annotation, biological process: cell-cell junction organization; positive regulation of blood-brain barrier permeability; protein localization to cell-cell junction. The record is from RefSeq and is a predicted model, not a curated record. Bases 766 to 6003 code for a protein of 1745 amino acids. Gene Ontology annotation, cellular component: bicellular tight junction; plasma membrane. The transcript has 28 exons. Gene Ontology annotation, molecular function: cell adhesion molecule binding.